AUGCGUUGCAAGCAACCCCAAAGUUUGAUGAACAUGGAAUCGAUUAAUCCUAACGCAUACUUCACGCAUCGAAGCGCCGCCAUAAAUGAGUUGAAGAAGGAUCCUUUGAAUGAUCCGUAUCCACACAUGUUUCACGUAACCAUUUCAACUGGCGAGUUCAUCGAAAAAUAUAAUAAUCUCCAGACCGGAACAGUGCUGAUAGCAUCUCACGUCAGUGUGGCCGGACGUAUUCAAGACAUUCGUCAAUCUGGUUCAAAUUUCAUGUUUUUGGACCUACAUGGAGAGAAACAGAAGCUCCAGAUCAUGGCCAAUACACAGUUGUACCAAAGUGCAAAGCAGUUUUAUGAGGACACUUCAAAAUUGCGGCGUGGUGACAUCAUCGGUGUGGUUGGUUCACCGGGCAAAACCAAGAAAGGAGUGCUUUCGGUAAUGGCCAAGGAAAUACAAUUGCUUGCCCCGUGUCUUCACAUGCUGCCUCAUCUGAAGUACGCUCUAAAGGAUAAGAGGACACGAUACCGCCAGCGCUAUCUCGACCUGAUGCUAAACAAUAACGUGCGCUCCGUUUUUGUGACUCGCGCAAGAAUCGUCAGCUACAUACGACAAUUUCUCGACAAUUUUGGAUUUCUGGAGGUGGAAACACCUAUGAUGAAUAUGGUUGCAGGUGGUGCUAAGGCCAAACCGUUCAUCACACACCAUAACGAGCUGAACAUGGAUCUGUUUUUACGCAUUGCACCGGAGCUGCAAUUGAAAAUGUUGAUCAUUGGAGGGUUCGAACGUGUGUACGAAAUAGGGCGACAGUUCCGUAACGAGAGCAUGAAUCUGACGCACAAUCCCGAAUUUACAACAUGCGAGUUCUAUAUGGCGUACGCGGACUAUAACGAUAUCAUUGUAAUUACGGAAAAGCUGUUGUCCGGUCUGGUACACACCAUUUAUGGUUCGUACAAAAUUAAAUACCACCCGCAAGGUCCGAAAGGACCCGAGGUCGAGAUUGAUUUUACGCCACCGUUCAAACGCAUCUCUAUGAUAAGUUCGCUGGAGGAAGAGCUUGGUGUGAAAUUCCCACCCGCCGAACAGCUGGACAAACCGUACGCAGUGAAAUUUCUGGACUAUCUGUGCACGGAACACAAUGUUGACUGUGAAUCGCCCCGUUCGGCGUCCCGUUUGUUGGAUAAGCUGGUGGGCAAGAUUCUGGAAGUAAACUGCCACAAUCCCACGUUUCUUUGCGACCAUCCGCAAAUGAUGAGUCCGCUGGCGAAGAAACACCGCACACAGCCGGGCUUGACGGAACGCUUCGAGCUGUUUAUCAUGGGGAAUGAAAUCUGCAACGCCUACACCGAAUUAAACGAUCCGGUUGUACAGCGCCAGCGGUUUGAGCAACAGGCAGCCGACAAAGCCGUUGGAGAUGACGAAGCGCAUCUGGUGGACGAGAACUUCUGCACCGCGCUCGAGUAUGGUUUACCGCCGACCAGCGGAUGGGGUAUGGGCAUCGAUCGACUGACAAUGUUGCUGACAGACUGCAACAGCAUCAAGGAAGUGUUGCUGUUUCCGGCGAUGAAGCCCGAUAAUACAGUCCGUAAGCAAACGGUCACAUCAGCUCAAAACGUAGCUGAAUGA
This is a messenger RNA of Anopheles moucheti, 1614 nucleotides long. RefSeq names its product lysine--tRNA ligase-like. The record is from RefSeq and is a predicted model, not a curated record. Gene Ontology annotation, biological process: lysyl-tRNA aminoacylation. Lineage: Eukaryota; Metazoa; Arthropoda; Insecta; Diptera; Culicidae. Bases 1 to 1614 code for a protein of 537 amino acids. The transcript has 2 exons. Gene Ontology annotation, cellular component: mitochondrion; aminoacyl-tRNA synthetase multienzyme complex; cytosol. Gene Ontology annotation, molecular function: tRNA binding; ATP binding; lysine-tRNA ligase activity.